Molecule: messenger RNA, 1037 nt
Organism: Syngnathus typhle (broad-nosed pipefish)
Lineage: Eukaryota; Metazoa; Chordata; Actinopteri; Syngnathiformes; Syngnathidae
Product: homeobox protein Nkx-2.4-like
Exons: 2
Coding region: 78-1037 (319 amino acids)
Biological process (GO): regulation of transcription by RNA polymerase II; cell differentiation
Cellular component (GO): nucleus
Molecular function (GO): RNA polymerase II cis-regulatory region sequence-specific DNA binding; DNA-binding transcription factor activity, RNA polymerase II-specific
Source: RefSeq, a predicted model, not a curated record
GAUAAGGUCUCGCUUGCAUCCCGUGUUGGCCUCAUCGUGCAACAGGAGGGAGGGUGGGACGUAGGGAGGCGUCCAGCAUGUCCCUGAGCCCCCCCAGGCACUCCACCCCCUUCUCGGUCAUCGACAUCCUGCAGCACGGCCCCAUGGACGACCUCCACCGGAGGUUCGGCGCCGUGCAGGAGCCCGGACUGGCCGGCUUGUACCGGUACCAGCAGCAGCAGCAGCAGCAGCAGCAGGAGCACCUCCAUCAGCAGCAUCAGCACCAUCUGCAACACCAGCCCCACCUGUCCACUUCCCCCGACGCCUACAACGUGCCGCACUUCUCGGGCUCGGUCGGGGGGUUCUGCAGCGGCGGCGGCGGCGGCAUCGGCGGAGAAAUGCCGGCCUAUCAGGAGUCGCUAAGGCCGGUUGGCCCUGCGGCUGCGGCCUGGUACGGCGGCCCCGAAACAAGAUACGCGCCAAUUUCCCAGCUGAUGGGCUCCUGCGGCGGCCUGUCAGGCGGCCUGUCUGCAGCCUUGGACGGCUGCACCAAGGCCGCCUUGUCGGCGGCCCCGCGGAGGAAGCGUCGAGUGCUCUUCUCGCAGGCCCAAGUCUUCGAGCUGGAGCGCCGCUUCAAGCAGCAAAAGUACCUGUCGGCCCCCGAGAGGGAGCACCUGGCCGGCCUCAUCCACCUCAGCCCCAACCAGGUGAAGAUCUGGUUCCAGAACCACCGCUACAAGCUCAAGCGACAGCUCAAGGACAAGGCGGCGCAGCGGCAGCACGACGCAGGCGGCGGCGACGGCGGCGGCCUGUGCGCGAUCAACCGCUCAUCGCCGCUGCUCGCCAAGCCCAGCCGGGGCGAACCCGAAGCGACGGCGGAGGCCAAGACGAGCAACCAGCAACUCGACCGGGACGUCCAGGAGGAGCACCGGGAAGGGAAAGGGGGCCGCUCGCUAGAGUCGCCCACGGGCUUCCGCGCGCGCACGGACGCGGCGGUGCUUGAUUACACCGGCGGCGUGCUCGGUUCCUCCACUUUGCUCUACGGCAGAACUUGGUAG